Molecule: messenger RNA, 2060 nt
Organism: Ochotona curzoniae (black-lipped pika)
Lineage: Eukaryota; Metazoa; Chordata; Mammalia; Lagomorpha; Ochotonidae
Gene: CADM3
Product: cell adhesion molecule 3
Exons: 10
Coding region: 176-1468 (430 amino acids)
Biological process (GO): homophilic cell-cell adhesion
Cellular component (GO): presynaptic membrane
Source: RefSeq, a predicted model, not a curated record
UCCCCGCGACUGCAGCAGCGCCGGUUCCCUCCCGGUCCCCGCCUCGGCCCCGGGCUCCGAAGCGGCUCGGGGGGCGCCCUUUCGGUCAGCGUCGUCGUCUACCCCUUCCCCAUCCCCAUCCUCUGGGGACCCAAGCUCGCCAGCGCCCAGCCUGGGGAGCCGGCCGGGAAGCGCGAUGGGGGCCCCUUCCGCCCUGCCCCUGCUCCUGCUUUUCGCCUGCCGCUGGGCGCCCGGCGGGGCCAACCUCUCCCAGGACGGCUACUGGCAGGAGCAGGAUUUGGAGCUGGGAACUCUGGCUCCACUGGACGAGGCCAUCAGCUCCACAGUCUGGAGCAGCCCUGACAUGCUGGCCAGUCAAGAUAGUCAGCCAUGGACGUCUGAUGAGACCGUGGUGGCUGGCGGCACCGUGGUGCUCAAGUGCCAAGUGAAGGAUCAUGAGGACUCAUCCUUGCAGUGGUCUAACCCUGCUCAGCAGACUCUCUACUUUGGGGAGAAGAGAGCCCUUCGAGAUAAUCGGAUCCAGCUGGUGAGCUCCACGCCCCGUGAGCUCAGCAUCAGCAUCAGCAACGUGGCCCUGGCCGACGAGGGCGAGUACACCUGCUCCAUCUUCACCAUGCCUGUGCGAACAGCCAAGUCACUCGUCACUGUACUCGGCAUCCCUCAGAAGCCCAUAAUCACGGGUUACAAGUCAUCAUUACGGGAAAAGGAGACAGCCACCCUGCACUGUCAGUCCUCUGGAAGCAAACCUGCAGCACAGCUCAUCUGGCGGAAGGGUGACCAAGAGCUCCGUGGAGAACCAACCAGAAUACAGGAAGAUCCCAAUGGAAAAACCUUCACCGUGAGCAGCUCAGUGACGUUCCAAGUCACCCGGGAGGACGACGGAGCCAACAUCGUGUGCUCCGUGAUACAUGAGUCUCUGAAGGGAGCCGACAGAUCCACCUCUCAACGCAUUGAAGUCUUAUACACACCAACCGCGAUGAUUAGGCCGGACCCUCCACAUCCCCGGGAAGGCCAGAAACUGUUGCUUCAUUGUGAGGGACGUGGCAAUCCGGUCCCCCAGCAGUACCUCUGGGAGAAGGAGGGCAGUGUGCCACCCCUCAAGAUGACCCAGGACAGUGCUCUCAUCUUCCCCUUCCUCAACAAGAGUGACAGCGGCACCUACGGCUGCACAGCCACCAGCAACAUGGGCAGCUACAAGGCCUACUUCACGCUCAAUGUGAAUGACCCCAGCCCAGUGCCCUCGUCCUCCAGCACCUACCACGCCAUCAUCGGCGGGAUCGUGGCAUUCAUCGUCUUCCUGCUGCUCAUCUUGCUCAUCUUCCUGGGCCACUACCUGAUCCGGCACAAAGGGACCUACCUGACACACGAGGCCAAGGGCUCCGACGACGCCCCGGACGCGGACACGGCCAUCAUCAACGCAGAAGGCGGGCAGUCAGGCGGGGAUGACAAGAAGGAAUAUUUCAUCUAGGGGCGCCUGCCUACCACCUGCGCCCCCCACAAGGGCCCCGUGCGGACGGCUGGGCCAUCACCAACCCGGACUUGUACAGAAAGACCCCAGGGCCGCCCCUCCCGCUUGCUCCCCAGCCCACCCACCCCCCUGUACAGAAUGUCUGCUUUGGGUGCGGUUUUGUACUCGGUUUGGAAUGGGGAGGGAGGAGGGCGGGGGGGAGGGGAGGGUUGCCCUCAGCCCUUUCCGUGGCUUCUCUGCGUUUGGGUUAUUAUUAUUUUUGUAACAAUCCCAAAUCAAAUCCGUCUCCAGGCUGGAGAAGUGGGGGUCCUGGGCUUAAAAAAAAAAAAAAAAAAAAACUCAAGUGUUAGGAGGAGGAGGAAGAAGAUGCAGGGCUCAGGGAAGGGCGUGAAGGGCAGGGUCUGCUUGGAGGGGUAGCGUCUCCCCAGCCCUCCUUCUAUCCCCUACAAGAGCAGCUGCCAAGACUUCCCCAGGGGUGAGGACAGGAAGCAGAGGGUUGUUACAAGCAGGGGCUGGCUGUGGCUUUUCUUCUGCCCAGCCACACACCAUGAGCCGUGGACCCGGGAAGACCAGUGCCACUUUGACACCCCCC